AAAUUCGGUCGCAAAAUGUUGCACAAAAUAAUUUAUCUAGUCUUUAUAAUAAACACUUUAACUUCGGUUUCUUAUGGAAUACACGUCUCUGAAUUUAAUGAGACUAAAUUAUUUCAUUCAAUGAAUUCACAAAUAUCUGAGCUGAGAGCGGAGCAGAAACAUCACGAUAAGUUGAUUGAAGGAAUAUUCAAGGCAUUGGAUCUUCAAUUACUUAAAGACGAACAGGAAAGACAAGGAAAACUCAUAGACGGACUGGUUAAGGCAACAGAUGUUCAAAGUCUGAAGGCGGAACUGGAAAAACUAAAGAAAGAUGGAGUUGAGAAGCAGUCAGAUAUAGAACUUUUUAAAGAGCAGCUGGAACAACAGAAAACAGACGGAGUUAAAAGGGAGUCAAGCAUUCAACUCCUCAAAACAGAGCUGGAGCAACUGAAAACAGAUGGCGUUGAUAAAGAAUCGAAAAUUCACUUUCUUGCAGCGGAGCUGGAGCGUCAGGGAAAAUUAAUAGGUGAUCUUAACAUGCAAUUAAAUAAUCAAUCUCUUAGGGAACAUGAACGACAAGAAAAGCUGAUUGAUGCACUUAUUGAGAAAUCUUACCCCCGUUGUACCGUCGCCAAGUCCAGUGGGAUUCACGAAAUACUCAUCACCAACUUUAGCAGUCAACCUUUCAAAGUUUCCUGCGAUGCAGAAACUCAAGGGGGAGGUUGGACAAUUAUCCUGAGGAGGAUGGAUGGAACUAUUGACUUCUAUCGCAACUGGGCUGCAUACAAAGAGGGAUUUGGAGAUUUGAAUGGCGAGUUCUUCUUGGGAUUGGAUAAAAUACACGCAUUGACGGAAGAAAGGAACCAGGAAUUACUUGUUGUCUUAGAGGACAACAAGGGAAAUGCAGCUAUUGAGAUGUAUGACAAGUUUGCAAUCGGCGACGAGGAUCAACAAUAUGUCUUACACACUCUGGGAAGUGCGACUGGAGAUGCGGGUGAUUCACUCUCUUAUCAUGGUGGCAUGAAAUUUACCACCAAAGAUCGAGAUAAUGAUAAUCAUGAGUCGCAAAAUUGCGCCGUAAACUACACUGGCGCCUGGUGGUACAAUUGGUGUCACGACAGCAACUUGGCAGGGAAGUACAAUGAUAACAGCUAUGCCAAGGGCGUCAGUUGGAACACUUUUAAGGGUGAUGGGCACUCCCUCAAAAAAGCAGUCAUGAUGAUUCGGCCAAAGAAGUAAAUUCUAAAACUAUACAAUGUUUGAAAUCUGCUCACCGUUAUAUUAAAAUGUAUAUUGCGAUACCUCAAAACAUAUUCUAUUAAACAUGUUUGUAGAUAGUUUAA
Molecule: messenger RNA, 1322 nt
Organism: Drosophila innubila
Lineage: Eukaryota; Metazoa; Arthropoda; Insecta; Diptera; Drosophilidae
Product: fibrinogen-like protein 1
Exons: 3
Coding region: 16-1218 (400 amino acids)
Source: RefSeq, a predicted model, not a curated record